AUGAACCAGAGAACUGAGAACAGAGGACGCAUGCUGGGAAGAGGGAACCUGGGCAUGAUGGUGGAGGUGGGUGCAGAAGGCGAGGAUGACAGCUUUGGGGAGGCAGACUAUGCUGCCAUUAACUCCACGUUGGGCCCGAUCAACUCCUGUCUGGAUCACCUGAAGAAGAAUGACCACCUCCACGACCACCUCCACGUCCGCCUCCAGGAGCUGCUUGAGUUCAACUGGCAGACACGCUUUGAGUUCCAGUUCGACAAGGCCCCUAGAGAUGCCAGUCCCUAG
This is a messenger RNA of Ailuropoda melanoleuca (giant panda), 282 nucleotides long. Its product is annotated as UPF0184 protein C9orf16-like. The coding region runs from base 1 to 282 and encodes 93 amino acids. The record is from RefSeq and is a predicted model, not a curated record. NCBI's taxonomy places the organism in Eukaryota, Metazoa, Chordata, Mammalia, Carnivora, Ursidae. The transcript is spliced from 2 exons.